AUGGCUACCGUGAUCUCGCCCUGGAUCCUGGGCGGGCUGUUCUUCUGGGUCAAGGGCGCACGACACAUGCCGCGCAUCUACGACGGGAUGGAGUGCGUUUGGGCGUGGCGGUAUGGCCCUGGUGCGGAUUUGAAGGUGACGGCGGAGGCCGGGGUGGCUUGGGAUCGGCAUGUAGAGCAGUUGAAGGAGUGCGUACCAAAAGAUCAACUGGUGUUCUACGAUGUACGGGAGGGUUGGGGUCCGUUGUGUAAGGCUUUGGGCGUGCCGGAGAGUAAGGUCAAGGGUGUGCCUUUCCCGAGGGUCAAUGAUAAAGAGAGUUUGGAGAAGCACUUUGAGGGUUUGGCGAAGCAGGGGAUACAGAGGUGGCUGAUGUUUGUAGCGGUCUUGGUUGGGGUAGGGGCUUUGGCGUCGAGAUGGCUGGCAUAA
Molecule: messenger RNA, 426 nt
Organism: Cyphellophora attinorum
Lineage: Eukaryota; Fungi; Ascomycota; Eurotiomycetes; Chaetothyriales; Cyphellophoraceae
Exons: 1
Coding region: 1-426 (141 amino acids)
Source: RefSeq, a predicted model, not a curated record